AUGAUGAAAGACCAAUUCGAUAAUUUAUGCACUCUUGCAGAAUCAAAAGAAAGCAAAAUCAGAAGCCUUAAAACCAUUGGUUUGAUACAUGCAGGUCUUUUUAUGCUUUUGCUCAGAUUAGACUUUCUGGCAGGAUACAUAUGCGGAAUAUCUCGUUCAAAAAUGUUGACUGUUUUAUCAACCAUUAACGAGUUUGGCAAGAAAGUCCUUCCUAUGAUCGUACUUGCAUGGAAAGCAAAAAAAAUCAUCAGCAACUCCAUUGAGGUGAUGGACAAAAAUGACAAUAAAGAUCCACUUGAGUCUCUUCAAAAAUCAUGUGAAAAUGCAUGUCUUUCACCUUCAUAA
Funneliformis mosseae is the source of this 345-nucleotide messenger RNA. The record is from the annotation of a GenBank genome assembly. Lineage: Eukaryota; Fungi; Glomeromycota; Glomeromycetes; Glomerales; Glomeraceae.